UAAUUUUGUUAGUAUGAAUGUAUCCCACAUAUUGCAUGGGAUACACUUACACUAAAAAAGUAUUUAUUGUUUAUUUGAAAUUCACAUUUCACUGGGUGUCCUGUAUUUUUAAUUUGCUCAAUCUAGCAGCCUGGCCAUGCCAGACCACCAACUGUUCCCUCUGUGCAGUGUCCCCAGGACCACCAAGACCUGGCCCCAAGCCCACUCCGUCACCAGCUGUGAGACACGGAAUAUCCGGGUCCUCCCUCUGAGGGCUGUUUGUCUCACCUCAUGGGUGAUUGUGGUCCUAAGCUGGGCCCUCCAGCAUCACCAAAUGGGGCUCUGGUCCUGUGGACCUGACACGCUCCUCAGUUAUGUGGGGGACACCUGCAAUAGGGCUUGACAUGUAGGAGUUGUGAGUCUUCUCUCCUUACACUUCCUGUCCUUACAACCUGGGACACAUGAGGGUCCAGGGUAGAUCAGCAGAAGGUGGACUGCAUGACCUUCUCAGGCCUGGGUUGGCUGCCAGCCAGAAGCCCUGAGGAAGACAAGGGGAACAUGGACCUCUGUCCCUCUGCACACCACAGUAAACCUCUGUCAUCAGAUCCCAGGGUCCAAGAUGUGCACUCAGCAACCAGAGCUGAAAACAUUUCCCAGUGACCAGGGUGCACCAGGCACGCUGUAGGUAAAAGAUGAACCAAGUCAGGGACCUCACACCAAGGAUCUCAAAGUCUAGUGGGAGAGAUAGAUUCACCUCAGUGCAGGAAGAAUAAAGCAAUGUAAGUGAUAAAAAGGGAAGAAAAGAUUCUACGAGGAACAGAACAGAGGAGGAAGUUGUCAGCAGUUGCGGCCGAGGACAGGGAGAGAUGUUCCAGGCACAGGGACUACUACUUGAGGAAUCCGGUCCAGGACACAUGGGCCCUGCCCCUCCCUGGCACAGGGCACCACAGGCCUGAAGGAAGACGGGUGUGGGAGCAGGCAGAGCUCCCCUGCCAACAGGGACUUGAAGGUCAUGCAUAGGCAUUUGUAAAGGAUUAGGAGGGAGAGAGAAUUGUAUCCGCAAAAAGCAGCACAUCCCAGUCAAUAAUAAAAGCAUCAUGAGGCGUGGCAUGGAAAAAAAGCAUCAUGUGAGAAAACAUUUUGGAAGAGUUGGAAUUUAGCAAUGACUGUGCAAAGGGUAUUUCAGUGCUCAUCUCACGGAAAAGCUGAUUCAUGAGGAUACAUGCUCAAAUUGAGUUUGUUUGAAGUAUUCUGAUUCAAAAAGAUGACCCUACAAUAAGGAGAAGAAAAUACACAUCCUUAAGUGUAAUUCUUGGGGCUCCAAGGCUGCAGGGCACCACCAGUUCACCCAUGCGCAUAUUCACAGUGGGCAUGGCAGACCCUUUGCUCUUCUCCAGGGGAUCAACUGGAGAGUCCAUUUUUAAAUUCCUGCCGGGGGAUCCUGUUUCCCCUAGUGUGCUCUGGUGUUUUGCAGAACCUUCUCCACCUGAUGCAAGUUUGGCCUGGGUCGGUGGAGGAAGUGCUGUUGAGUCCUGCACAGUUGCCUGGAGGUAGAGGGCAAAGCCAGCAUUUCAUCCGCUGACCCUGUAAUUUAGAUAAGGCAUCACUUAAUGACCAUUCACACUGUGGCUGUAAACAGAGCCCCGGGUAAUAUACUCAACAUUACGUGGAAGUUUGCUGGACGCUGGCCCGCCAGAAGGCAUCAAAGCCACUCCCCAACUUAGAGCACUGAGAGCAGUGUGAGAGACCAACUGGGAAAUGGCAAAGUCACGAUGAAGUCUCUUUUCAUCUCCCCCUGAUAGAAAUGCAAUCCAGACAUAAACAGUACAUGCCACGCUGCUGAGGGAUGCCUUCCCCAGAGCCAGCCUGUCAAUAGUCUCCAAGAACAAUCCUGUCCACCUGUUUCCAUUUCUUACCAUGGGGGAAUUUUACAUAUUUGAGGGAUGUGGAAUCAAAAAGUAAAUAAAAUCCACUUGGAUUCAAAUUCACUAAUUUGAAAUUUGUGAUAAUUCUGCGAUUAUUGGAUUAUAAUUGACUGUCAAUAAAGUAAGUCCUCCUAAGCCUGUCAACAGUGUGAGUAAUAUCAUGACAAGUGGAAGGGUUUUCUCAUUUAUUUAACAGAUAUUGCUUGCACUGUACACUGUGCUACAUGAAAAAGAAACACAAACGUGGACCCUGCCACCAAUAAGCACUCAGGCUAGCAGGAGGGACAAACAUUAAACAACAAAUCACCCAGUUAAAUGCUUAAUUAUAAUUAUGGUAAGUGCUGCAAAAUAAUGGGUAUAGCUUACGAUAAAGGGGUGUAAUGAGCAGACUUGGAAUAGCCUGAGGAAGCUGCAUCAUCAAAGGGACAUGUGAACUGGGCUCUGAAGCACAUGUUGGAGUUAACCCGGUAAUGAUGAAAGGAUGGAAGUAAAAAAGUCCAGGCAGAGGGAACACCACGUGUAGAAGCCCUGAGGCAGGAAGUAGGAUGGCAUAAAACUGGAAAAAGACCAGGGUGGCUGGAAAGUCAAGCAUGAGGGGAAAGAUGGCACAAGGUGUGGAUGGAAAGAGAGGAUCUGAGUUAAGGAGAUUGAUAUUCAUUCCUUAAAACUGGAAAGUCAUCAAGGGAUUCUAAGCAAGAGGUUGAUAUGAACAAGUUUGAGUGUUGAAAGCUGCCUCUUGGUGCAGGGCAGGAAUGGGCUGCUGCAGUGGCCGAGGGAUUUGAGACAGCAACUUGGUCCACACAGUGACUGUGGAGAUGGAGACUGGUGUGUAAGGAAGAGACCUUCGGAAAUGAAACUCAUGGGACUAGGAAAUGGAUGUCAUAGGUGAAGGCACAGGAGGAGGAAAUCGAAAGUGACAUCAGGUUUCUGAGGUCCCCAGGGAGAAAGUGGGCUUGCAGAAGACUCAUGGACUCUGCUUUAAAAGUGUGGGUUGGAAGGGCUGUGAUACAGGGGCACCCAGCUGCCUGGUGGGUGGGCAGAGGCGUGGACUGUAGCCAGGCAAAUGGCCUGGCCUGGACGCAGCCUCAGUGUGUGGAUGCUUGCAGGGACCGUGGUGUGGGGACAAUCACCUGCAUGUAGACUGUACAGUGAGAAGAGAAGAGGCUCCAGGACUGGGAGCAGAGGAAAUCCAGCAGUCAAGGAGAGGAAGAGACUAAACAUCCAGACAGGGAGGGGAGAAGGAAAGAGUCAAAGUGAGAGAGUAUCUCAAGUAGACGGUGGCCAUUAGGCUAGAUUGCAGUCUAGAAGUUCAGUCAGAUGAGGAGCAAAAGUGCCAUCAGAAGAUCCAUCAGGGAGGAGUGGGGGCCAGACACUAAAGGCCGAGUGAGACAGGUAAGGAAAUAAUGGAGGGGGGAGAUAAGAAGCAUUUAAGAGAACAGUCUUUGAAGGCCACAGACAUAAAUAGGAAUUGACCAGGUCAUGAUUAAAUAUUGAUGUUUAUUUCUAUGCAUUCAUGACGAGGUUCCAAGACCUUGUUUAGAACAUGGCCCUGCCAUGUGCACUGUAUCCUCCAUCAUGCUGCCUGAAGGGAACACACCCUUUCACUGGCAAAGUGCUCUACCAGCAAGAAUUUUCGCCAAUUCAGAGUGGCUUCCUUCAAGUGGUUCAAAGUGGUGAGCAAGAGAGUUUUUCCACUGGCAUCUGGAAAAUUCAUUCCAGCAGCAAUGUCAGUGAGUCCAUGAGGCAACUGCCUAGGGGGAAAGCCUAAGCACAGGGUGAGGGGUGUCCUAACCAUUCACAAAACAAAUGCCACUAUGUCAUUCUGCACCUCCAUCUCACCAGUGUGUGACACCAGAUGGGUUUCAUCCUCAUCCCUAAGUCAGAUCUCAGUGGAGCUUCAGGCAGGGGAGUGGCCUUAUUAUUUAGAGAUGCAAAUGGAUCGAUCUGAAUUUUUUGGAAGACCAUAAGACCCAAGACCAGGAGUCUUUCUCAACAAAAUUCAUAUUAUCUUUUCCCUUCUUUUCUGUGCCUCAGUUUGCCCUCCAGGAAAAAAAAAAUCAGAAUAAAGAUAACCCAAUUCAGAGCAUUACCACAAACAGUGAUUUAACUUCUAUUUAUUGAGCUCAGUAUACAAAGGUAUACAAGACUCCCUUCCUUGGUUCAAGGAACUUCCUUUCUAGUUGAGGAGAGAAAGCAGCGAUCAUCAGUUCCUGAAACAUAUGGGUCAUGAUGUAUGAAGUGACAACACGGCUGAGCUUUGGAAAAGAUGGGCAGUGAUGACACCAAAUAUAAGCAUAAAAAGAUGUUUUAAAACUACACAUCCUGAAACUCAGCACAGCAGGCACCUGCAGCUUCCAGUACUGUAACAGAGAAAAAAACAAAAAUUCCCCACUUUGCAAUUGCAUCUGUGAAUGAGAAGCUCCAGUUUUGUGGGAAGAGGGAAACACCUAAACUUGCCAGAAUCAUCACCAGAGACACCUGCCGGCUGACGAGGACAGCUUUCUUGGAGCCGACAGAUGAUGCAGGGAAACAAGAAGUGCACAGAUGGGUUCAGUGACUCCUCCAGCAUCGGCAGCGUGUUGGAUGAUGCAGACAGGGAAGUGAGCAGCCUCACAGACCGGGCAUUCCGGAGCUUGUGCAUCUCAGAGGAUACAUCCUUCCAUGACUCCUAUCUGGCCGUGUCCCCAGAUAUCACCCGACAGGUGUUUGGGACUUUUCACCAGAGAACAGUGAGCCACACCCAGAGGAAAAGUGGCAUUUGGAGCCAGUUACCAUCACAGGGCACGGAACAUUCAGGCUGGGCAGCCACCUUCCGACAGCUACCCAAGUACGUUCAGGGAGAGGAAAAGUACCCCAAAACCAGCCCCCCACCAACGCCAGUCCAGAGGAGACUGGAGGUGCCAGUUUCCGGCCUAAGGAGCAGCAACAAGCCGGUCUCCAAAGUAUCAACACUAAUUAAAUCUUUCGACAGGACCGAGAGCCAACGUUGUGAGAGCAGGCCCACUACCAGCAAGCCUCCGGCUCUGAAAAAUCCCCCCAAAUUCGCUCCUCUUCCAGAAAGCAGUGUCAACUUCUGCUUUGAUUCUGCAUUUCUGACAGUCAGGAGGGUGCCCGCUGAAGUUUCCAACACCCACCAGAACAGCCACCAGCCAGGCAGGAAGCACGGAGAACAGGAGUCCUCCAAGAACCCAGAAAUGGCCUGUCACAGCUCCAGCAGCUUCCUCCCGGCAGCCGACGACACGGCCACCUCAUCUGAGUCAAAAUUCCCCUCUCCACACCACAAGCCAGUCAUGGGUGAGCCUGGGAGAGGCAAAGGCACCUUUCUGCACAGUGAAAAUAGUGCUUUUGAGUCAUGGAAUGCCCACCAACCAAAGCUGCUGGAGAGAAAGGACGUGGCUGGAACCGUCCCAGAAAGCAAAGCUCCCAAGCACUAUGGGGACACGACCUUGCUAAGUGAACCCCGUCCUCCUGAGUGCACAGUCUCUCCCUGCCAGGUUCAGGCCUGCCACAGUCAGGAAGAGAACAGACUCACAGCAGGGGCUCUGUCCACAUCCGUACCCUGGGGGUGCAGGGAUCCAGGAUCCCAGGUAUUUGCUGUGGAAGGAAAAGCUCCCAGCUCACAGCCUGAUUCUCAAGAGAAGCCAGCCCAGCCCCCAUGGAGGAAGCCAAAGACUGGCAAAAAAGGGAAAGAAAGUCUACAAGAUACCUCGGAAGAAAAGACACAGACCAAAAGGAGAGGCCCACCUUUGUAUACAAAACACAACCCCCAGGGACAGUUUCCAGAAAAUGAUGCUCUUGACCUGCCUGUGGAACCCAAUGAACAUUAUGAUCCCCCCUUUAACAUCAGUAAGCUCCUGACCCCCAUCAUACCCAGCAAGCACACCCUGGAUUCAGCAGAGAGCCAGCCGGCAGAGCAAACCCCAUCACCCCCGGGACAGCUAAACGGAUACCAAGAGAAGGAGCCCAGUGAAUGUCAGUCUCGAGACAGCUACAAGUCCAAAGCCCCUAGCCUGCUGUUUAACCUCAAGGACGUGCGGAAGCGUGUUAAGAGCACAUACAGUUCCUCACCUCUCUUGAAAGGGCUUGAUGAGAAAACUAGAGGUAAGGUUGAUGGAAAGCAAGAACCUGUGAGCAACGGUGUCAUCCUACCCAAUGGGCUUGAGGAAAGCCCUCCAAACGAGCUUUCUAAGGAGAGACCCGCUGAUGACCCCACUGCAUCACACAUCAAUCCCCAGAAGGUCCCUACAGCUGACCCCAGUGAGCCCUCUGCAGACAGCUAUCUAACUGUUAGCACAGCUUCGACUAUCACCAAAGUUCCCUUCUAUGUUAACGGGGAGGCUGCUGAGAGGAGCAGUUAUGAGAAUGACGAGGUGGAAGGCGAGUUGGAGAUGGGUCCUGCCAGAUCCGGCUGGUGUCCAGACUCCAGGGAACACCGCCCCAGGAAACACCUCUCCCUCAGGCUUUGCAGUAGGGAUCCUGAGCCUGGAAGGGCUACAGAGAAAAUGAAGACUCACCAGCUAGAGAAUGGGCUCUCCAGAUCUGUGUCCCAAGAGACAGAACCUGAGAGGGAGGCAGGACUUCAGAACACACACUUGAACCAGAAAUUAUCCCCAGGGCCCCUCUCUCCUGAGGAGGAAGAUGUGUUUUACAGUGACAGCCAAUCCGAUUUUAUGCCAAGCCUCAAGGGUAAGGCCAAAUUCAGCACCAGCUCUUCAGAUCAAUCCUUUGCCUCAUUUGAUGAUCAGCAGAAGACGUGGUUUACUGAGAACCAGCGGGAAGACAGGAGGAAGGAUGUGAGUGCAGGUGACAGUCAGAAGGAUGAGAAGGAGAACGUGGUGGGGAAGGAUGAGCCGCAGUACUGCGCCUUAAGCAAUGGGCACGCACGCCUGGAAGACGGCAGCCAGUGGGAAGCAUUGCAAAGAGAAGGGGAAAGUGUGCCUGGAGGAAGAACCAGGAAGGCAUCGGCAGAGGAAGCUAAUUUCAGAGGCUCUCGGAUUGGGGAAAAUAAGAGUACGACCUUUUCACAGGCCAAAGACCUUACUCCCUCACCAUCUUCUGCUUCAAACAGGCACAUACUGUUUACCAUUAAAGACAACACUCUCAGAGCCACCCCUGUAAUUAAACCUAUCAUGCUGCCUCUCCUGAGGACCAUGUCCUCGGAGGACUCCCUCAGCAGUGGCCACAAAGAGGAGGAAUUGCCAAGGCCAGAAUGGGGUGAGGAUCCUGGUUUCUGUGCCCCCGAAAACCAGGACAUUCUUGGUACAUCGACACCCACUAACACGCUGAGCACACGUGUGAAGUGCAUGGCCAACGAGGUCAUGGAGGACCCCAGGCAGGGGUCCAGCAUGGUCAGGAUGGAGGCCUCUCAGCCAGCCCCAAAGGGGAAUUUCCCAUCUAUGCCUCUGGUGGGAGAGGGGGACAGGGUGAAGCCACCACCAGAUGCUGCACAUGGCCUCAUGGCAAGCAAUUGCAAGAGCAGCUCUGCAGACUCAGGGAAGCCAGCGGCCCCACGGCACAUUCCCACCAUCACUUUACCCGAGAGCGACAUAGAAGACCAGUCACCCCCAUGGCAGCCUGAAACCUGUUGGGAAGAGCAGACACCAGGUUUCAAGAGUCACUUUUUGUCCACACCUAGAACAGGGCCCCCUGGCAGAAGACCGGUCCCCGGUGAAAUGGCAAAUUCCCCUAACCCCAGCUCCCCGGGGGAGAGCAGUGCGUGCUCCCCUGUUGCCAGCAGCAUGUGGGAGGAGGCUUCCCAGGCCCCUGGAGGACCAGAGCUGCUGCCCGAGGAGCCUCCUCAAGCCAGCCCCUGGGCCAGCUCCAGUCCUGCCAGGGUCACCAGGAGGGAGGACCUGACCCACGCCCUCGUGUGGGAGGGUGGCUCCGACCCCCUACUUGAGCUGUCGGCAGAAGACCUCCGAACCCUCUCUCCAAGAGGUUCAUUGCUGGAUGUGGCUACCAGCCCAGCAGGCACCCCUGGGAGACUUGAGCUUCCUGCACAGCUAGAGAGGGCAGCAAGCAAGCCACCUGCAGUUCCACCCAAAACAGAGAAAGCCCUGCGGCGGGCGAAGAAGCUGGCAAGUAAGAGGAGGAAGACCGACCAGGCUCAGGAGAAGCACGGCGAGUCACAAGAGGGAAAACCCUGCCCAGAGGACUUGGAGCAGACACAGCAAAGGCCACUGUGCCCCAGAGAGAGGCUCCGACACAGUUUCCCUGUGGUCCGUUCCCUGCCCCCUCCCGUGCACCGCCACUCCGUGUCCGGCUUCUCAGAGCCUGUCGGGAGGCAGCCCGGAGGCCCCCAGUCCCUCACACCCCUGCCUGCCUACCCCGCCACCCAGAAGGUCCUCCAGGAUCCGCAGUCCGGGGAGUACUUUGUCUUCGACUUGCCACUCCAGGUGAAAAUCAAGACCUUCUAUGACCCAGAGACGGGCAAGUAUGUCAAGGUCUCCAUCCCGUCCUCCGAGGGGGCCUCCCCAGAGCCGACCCCACCAGAUGCCCUGGCCGCUCCCUAUGUGCUGUACCCCGGCUUCCAGCCAGUGCCUGUGACGGCCUUGAUGCCACUGCGCUGCUCCUCUCAGCUCUCCGCACCCACCUUCCUCAGGCAAGGCCCUCGUGCCUCCACGGCCCGUGCCAGGCCCCAGAGUGUCCACGAGUCUGGACUACAGCUGGCCUCAGGGCCUCAUGGUGACUGCACCCCGCACUCCGCAGGCCAGCGCCCCCAUGGGCCUCCCCAGAGCCCAGAAGAGGAGGGUGCAGAAGCUCCAGGUCUGGGGAUCAUCUCCACCGAUGACCUAGAGGACUUUGCCACAGAAGGCAUUUCUUGAGUUACCGCAGGCUGAGCCCCACCCCCAGAUGAACCCAGAGGAGCUUACUUCCCCCUCUCCCAAAA
This is a messenger RNA of Cercocebus atys (sooty mangabey), 8793 nucleotides long. RefSeq names its product chromosome unknown open reading frame, human C10orf71. Gene Ontology annotation, biological process: positive regulation of calcineurin-NFAT signaling cascade. Gene Ontology annotation, cellular component: Z disc. NCBI's taxonomy places the organism in Eukaryota, Metazoa, Chordata, Mammalia, Primates, Cercopithecidae. The record is from RefSeq and is a predicted model, not a curated record. The transcript has 3 exons. Bases 4421 to 8728 code for a protein of 1435 amino acids.